AUGGACGGACCCAUGCCCAUCUCUGAUCUGGGUCGGCGCUGGUUUUCUCGCAUCGAAAUCUACUACCGCCUAAUCUUGUGUAAAAAUCGGAUAUUCUGUACUCACUGGGGAGGGCAAAUCAUUAUUGGAAAGGCUAAUUUCCCGUUAAUUGAGUGUGCUGUGCGAAAACGCGAUUGCCCAGUGACUGACGUGUUUUUGACGCUAUUUCUGCAGGAGGAGAUGCUCUUCUGUGACGACUGCGACCGUGGCUAUCAUAUGUUCUGUCUCAAUCCUCCGCUCUCUCAACCACCAGAGGGUCCGUGGAGUUGCUGUCUCUGUCUGGAGCGCUUUAAAGAAGAGGCCGCCGCCAACGACAUUCGAAUCAUUGGUGUAGCUUCUAGUGGAGGCUGCGUAAACCUUAUUAAAGUGCGCUUUUACUGUGUGGUCAUCACUACUGUUGUGCUUACAGCUGUGCGGUAUCACUGGCAUCUGCUGACGCGCGGUAGUGCUGAAGCUGCCGAAAUCUUCAAUGGCGGUUUCAGAUCUCUGCUCUACAGGCUGCGCUUUACUCCUCCAAAGCGGUGUGACUCAAUGCCAAAACUCGUCAGCUAG
This is a messenger RNA of Hydatigera taeniaeformis, 591 nucleotides long. The record is from the annotation of a GenBank genome assembly. NCBI's taxonomy places the organism in Eukaryota, Metazoa, Platyhelminthes, Cestoda, Cyclophyllidea, Taeniidae.